AUGCAUCUCCACCCCACAUGCUGGCGGUCCGAUAUCCGCUCGAUGACUACAGCAGCACAUAUUCUUCGGUCCGUCCAAUUCCUUCUUCCUCUGACUGCGUUUCAAGCUCGCUUCAACCGUGUCUAUUUGGAGAAACGUGCCUCUGCGAGGUCAACACAGAAGAACGCCAUGGCCCAGCCAUCCAUCACCCUCCUCUCCGACCUGACACCACCGUCCCUCGAACGAGCCUGGCUGUCAGCCCCGCACCCCACCCUCCCCAUCGUCGCAACCUGCAGCUCCGACAAAACUGUCCGGAUAUACUCUCUCACCAAUUUCCAGCUCCUCUCCACCAUCACCGGCGGCCACAAGCGUAGCGUCCGCACCGCCGCAUGGAAACCCCACGUGCAAGGGGAAAGCGUCCUUGCGACGGGUUCCUUCGACGCGACUGUCGGCGUUUGGCGCCGCUGGGAUAGCUUCGGCCGUGCCGAAGGCGGCAGCGCCGCCUGGGAAAGCAACGCCGAGGCCGAGGUUGACGUGGGAGCACGUAUCGGGCAAACGGGGGCUUUGAACGAGGGAGCGGAGGAAGAUGAAGAAUGGCGAUUCGCCGUUCUUUUGGACGGUCACGACAGCGAAGUCAAGUCCGUGUCGUGGUCUGCUUCGGGAAUGCUUCUGGCAACGUGUGCGCGCGACAAAUCGAUCUGGAUCUGGGAGGAUUUGGACGAUGGAGACAACAACUUUGAGACGGUGGCGGUGAUGCAGGAGCAUGGCGGAGAUGUCAAAUGUGUGGCGUGGCAUCCUGCAGAGGAGUGUUUGGCGAGCGGAGCCUACGAUGAUACGAUCCGAAUUUGGCGCGAGGAUCUGGACGAUUGGGGUCAGGUGGCAUGUCUCAAGGGGCAUGGUGGAACAGUGUGGUUUUUGGAUUGGGAGAGCAUGGAUAAUGUGCCGUCAGGCGGGCAGAAUAGGGUCGGAGAUGGUCUCGAAGAGGAAGAGAAAAAGAAGAAGCAUGAAGAAAGUGCCGCGUUGCUGAAGCAAUGGCAGGAACAACACGCCACAUCUGGACCACGACUGAUUUCGUGCUCAGACGAUCGUACCGUUCGUGUCUGGCGCCGGUUGCCCAAGGAAAGUCACGCCUUUGGUGCCAAUUCCUCCGCAGCGACCGGAAUUCCCAGCAUCAUUCGGCCCACGGGAUCUGACGAAAGUUGGGUGGAAGAAGCGGUGCUACCACAUGCGCAUGAAUUGACCAUUUACGCCGUUGCAUGGAGUCGACAGACCGGACUUGUGGCAUCCGCCGGUGCGGACGGACGAAUUGUCGUGUACGAGGAACGACUCGUGCAAUCACCUCGAGAGGCAGAUGCUGCGCCAACAUCCAAUAGUGAUUCCAUUGCCAUGGACACCGAGACCGACACCGCCGGGAAACCCUCGCCAGCGGUGCGAACGGAGUGGUCCAUUCUCGCGGUGAUGGACGGCGCCCAUGGAAUCUACGAAAUUAAUCAUAUCGCCUGGGCGAAACGAGCAGAUCGGGGACAAGUCCAGGGUCAAAAAGAAGAAGUCCUCGUGACGACUGCCGACGAUGGAAGCGUAAAAGUGUGGACAUUUCAGCGGUAG
Penicillium oxalicum is the source of this 1584-nucleotide messenger RNA. RefSeq names its product iron-sulfur cluster assembly protein CIA1 (gene cia1). Gene Ontology annotation, molecular function: protein binding. The transcript has a single exon. Lineage: Eukaryota; Fungi; Ascomycota; Eurotiomycetes; Eurotiales; Aspergillaceae. Gene Ontology annotation, cellular component: cytosolic [4Fe-4S] assembly targeting complex. The record is from RefSeq and is a predicted model, not a curated record. Gene Ontology annotation, biological process: iron-sulfur cluster assembly. The coding region runs from base 1 to 1584 and encodes 527 amino acids.